GUCAAAACUUCCUGAACAGUUAGGCUAAACUGGUGAUUAUGAUUUAGAUUUAGAUUUUGGCAGAUUCAGCCAACACAUGAGUUGGUUGUCUCUAUAGGAAACAAUCAGAGGUCCAAUCUUGAUUUAUUUUUAUUUUAACCUUGCAGGUAGACCUAAUAAUAAGACGAGGACCUGAUAAGGAACUGGAGACAGCAUAUGCAGAGGACAAACAUGUCUGCUGCAAGAAAAGAACUACAGGAGGCCUUGUGCUGCUACACCGCAGAUACCCUCAUCUACAUCGACACAGUGAGAGAGUUCUGUGAGAGGAGCCCUAAAUGGAUGCUUGCGACGGAGACAGAGUCGCACAUGAUGGUGGACAUCAAAGAUAGGGCUGAGAGCAUCGACCUAAGCAUCAGCCAUGUUACCCAGUCAGAGAACAAAGGUAAGAGAGGUAAGGCCUUUUUGGAAUAUAUGAAGAGCAAGUUCACCCAGGUGACUGCAGACAGCAGACGUGCAGAGCUGGAGAAGGAGCUGGCUGCUGUGCUGAAGGACACUCUGAGUGGCCUGGAGAAGCUCCACAGCUUCCUGGAUGCAGUGGAGAAUCUGGCGGUCACCUCACUCCAUGUGUUCAUGGAGGAGAACCAGGCAUUACAUUUGCCAGAAGGGAUCAGCCUCGAACAAGUUCAGGUUGUCAUCACUGCUGCACGGGAAAUCUGCCCUCUCCUCCUCAAGUUUAAAAGAGAUGAGAGUGUCUUUUUCCUUCCCAAACUUCAGAAUGUGGAAGUGCUGUCAUAUCAGCUGGACAGAUACAUCCAGACCACCCAGAAAAUCUGUGAGAAGUUAGAGAAAAGCUCCUUCAGUGACUUUUUCCUGAAUUUGAACGACGAAACUCUGGUAGACCUCGAUGUGGAUUUGUCUGAAGAUGACAUACAAAGGAUGCUUCAUCACAUUAAUCAGCUUGAUGAAAUCAGGAUGAAUGAGAGCUUCCGGACGGUGUUCCUGUUUCAGGAGGAACCAUGUUCUGGCUUCAUCAGUGAGUUCAGCGAGCGAAAGCCCAGGAUGCUGAAGUUUCUAGUAGACCUGGAGGAGAAUGCUGUUCAGCUAGACAGGAUGAAUAAGGGGGCAAAGAUCUCCAGUGUGGCAGGCAGCUCAGUGGGGGCAGCUGGAGGUGUGCUUUCCAUCAUUGGUUUGGCAUUAAUUCCUGUAACAGCUGGAGCGUCUCUAAUUCUGACAAUGACUGGGGUGGGGCUGGGAAUUACCAGCGGAGUCAACAGUUUAGUCACCACCGGCACAGAGAUUGGCGUUAACCAUAACCAUCAAAAGAAAGCCAGGGAGACCUUCCAGAGAUUCAUGGAGGAUGUGCAGUGUUUCCAGAAUUGUCUGGAGGAGGUCACCAAAAGGGGAAUGAGCCAGAUUGAUGUGGUUGUGGGAGUAGGCAAGGUGUUUGGUAAAGCUGGUGCUAUUGGGAAGGGUAUCGAUGGGCUUGUUGAUGCUGCCUCUGCUGUUAAGUUGUUAAAAACUGAGGACCUGGUUGUAAGUGCUGGCAGAGUGGCAGUGCAGGAAGGAAAAGCAUUACGUAACGUGCCCAGGAUGGCGGCAGAUAUCCCAGAUAUUGGUCAGGCAGCAGUCAAAGGGCCUCUUGCACUCUCCAAGUCAGCAAGAGCCGGUCUCAUCGGGCUCAACGCUCUCUUCCUCGGCAUGGAUGUCUUCAUCAUCUGUAAAGGCAGCAUCAGUCUGGCCAAAGGCAGCGAGACUGAAUUCUCUCAGUUCAUCAGAGUCAGAGCUGCACUCUGGCGCUCGGAGAUUGACUCAUGGCAGAAGAUCCAUGACUUCCUGUGCGAAGGUCAGCUGACAUCAAAGGAAAACAAAGCUGUCCUGGAGACGCCAUUUUAUCCAGAGAGGGAGAUGAAGAAACUCUGAGAAACAGAAAUGCAAAUUCCAUUUGAUGAAGUGGAUGAAAA
Sebastes umbrosus (honeycomb rockfish) is the source of this 1940-nucleotide messenger RNA. RefSeq lists its product as uncharacterized. Gene Ontology annotation, cellular component: membrane; extracellular region. The record is from RefSeq and is a predicted model, not a curated record. The transcript has 4 exons. Gene Ontology annotation, molecular function: lipid binding. The coding region runs from base 196 to 1899 and encodes 567 amino acids. Gene Ontology annotation, biological process: lipid transport; lipoprotein metabolic process. Lineage: Eukaryota; Metazoa; Chordata; Actinopteri; Perciformes; Sebastidae.